Onychomys torridus (southern grasshopper mouse) is the source of this 4352-nucleotide messenger RNA. RefSeq names its product zinc finger protein 740 (gene Znf740). Bases 935 to 1441 code for a protein of 168 amino acids. The record is from RefSeq and is a predicted model, not a curated record. Gene Ontology annotation, cellular component: nucleus. NCBI's taxonomy places the organism in Eukaryota, Metazoa, Chordata, Mammalia, Rodentia, Cricetidae. Gene Ontology annotation, biological process: regulation of transcription by RNA polymerase II. The transcript has 8 exons. Gene Ontology annotation, molecular function: DNA-binding transcription factor activity, RNA polymerase II-specific; RNA polymerase II cis-regulatory region sequence-specific DNA binding.
CCACUCGCCAGCUGCAGCACUCUGCGCGUCCCCAACCUCACCCCUUUUUGGCGGCCCCCUCCUGUCCAGGCUCCCGAGCCCGGAAGUGGAUGUGGCCGCUUGGCAAAGAAGACGAGGGGGAGGGAGAAGUGCUUCCGGGGAAACGGGCCCCGGGUUGGUGUUUGUAAACUUGCCUCGGUCCCGGCGCGGGCAGCGGCGGCCGCGGGCUUGGCACCGGGUGCUCGGGGCCUGGAGGAGGCGCCGCGCGGCGGAGGAGACGGCGGGAGGCCGCGCCGGGCAGGUUUCUGGAGCAGACCUAGAGCUUCACCGAGAGAAUUCAACUGGGAAACCAAGACUGAUAGACUCUCAUUUCUUCAGGCAAUAGGCAGAAGUCAGAGACCUCGGAUUUCUGCAACACCUGUUUCCCCUUUGGAGGACACUAAAUUCUUUGAGAAGACAAAGGCUGUUCAGUAUGGCAGCUGAACAGAAAGGACAGGAAGGAGCCAUUACUGUGAUUUGGUGACAGUUCUUCAAACAACAGUGUCUUAAGGAAAGCUGGAUAAAGAACUUCUGAACUUUUGGGUUCAUUAAGUGAAAAAUCAGCAUGGCUCAGGUAAAAAGCUCUAGCGUCCUCCUUCAAGAUCAUUCACUGGGAAGCCUGUUUGCAAUGUCACUCUUGAAUUCUGCCUUAGCCAACAGUAUUGACCAUCCCCAGUGAGCCGAGCUCUGUAUUAAGCACCAGGGGGAGAUCUAGAGGAAGGAAAGGAGACAGGCCUCCCUGCCUUCAGGGAGCUUCCAGUCAAAUGAAGGAGGAAUUUUAUUGAGCUCCUGUUACAUGCAAGGCAUUGUGCUUGGAAUACAAAGAUGAAUAAGAUUGUCCUUGUCCCCAGCAAGUCUUCUGGCUUGUGAAGGCCUAGCGGGUGUGAGUUUGGUUCCCACUGCAGCCAGCAAGAAGAUGAUGCUGAGCCAGAUUGCCAGCAAGCAGGCCGAAAAUGGCGAGCGGGCAGGUAGCCCUGAUGUGCUGAGGUGCUCGAGUCAGGGCCACCGAAAAGACAGUGAUAAAUCCCGGAACCGCAAAGACGAUGACAGCUUGACUGAGGCCUCUCAUUCAAAAAAGACUGUUAAAAAGGUGGUGGUAGUGGAACAAAAUGGCUCUUUCCAAGUCAAGAUCCCCAAAAAUUUCAUCUGUGAACACUGCUUUGGAGCUUUUAGGAGCAGCUACCACCUCAAGAGGCACAUCCUUAUUCACACUGGUGAGAAACCAUUUGAGUGUGAUGUAUGUGAUAUGCGUUUCAUCCAGAAGUACCAUCUUGAACGCCACAAGCGUGUACACAGUGGUGAAAAGCCUUACCAGUGUGAACGAUGUCACCAGUGUUUUUCUCGGACAGACCGACUACUCAGACACAAACGGAUGUGCCAAGGAUGCCAGUCCAAGACAUCUGAUGGGCAGUUUUCUCUAUAGACACGGGCCUAGGUGGUGGGAGUGACGGGAAGAGUCCACCGAAGAGCACAACCUCUGCUCCGAUGGCCCCACCACCGCUCCCUCUGAACCUGUCCCCUUCCUAGAGGAGAGCAUCGGAGGACAGCAGCUCCAGAACCUCAGCUCUGUAAAUAGUCGGAGACCGUGCGGAUCUCGGGAAAGUUCCUGCAGCAUUCCUGGGCAGGGGAAGGACCCUUAGCUGAGGUCAUAGGUGGGGACUCAAAGGUACAGGACCAAGACUGAAACGUUCCCGCAACCUUGGACUGGAAGUGGCAGCUGAGGGAAAAGUACUGAGGAGGGAGUUUGCUCUGCUUGUUUUGUUUAUCAAGAGCAAUUUCAGCAGGUGAACGGGGACACAGGUGAUCUGGAGACGCAAAGUCCUUAAGCAAAGAAAGGACUACGACUGGUCCAGCCGUUUUUGUUACCAGAGGCCUUGGGUGUUCCACAGCCCUACACAGUACUUCCUGUUUGAACGAAAGAGGACCAGGGCUGGCAGCUGAGCUUACCUAGACUUCUUACAUAUACACUGUGAGGGCAAAGGGGAAACUGGGAGGGACAGCUGUGGGUCAGACAAGAAGAGUGGGCAUACCUUUUUAUCUCCUUACCAAGAGCAGUGUUGUGCCCAUGGGUGUUCUCGUGGCUUAUGCAACACCAGUGCCUGAUGGGACCAGCUCAAGUGCCUUUGGAGGAGACUUGGGUGGGGUGGCCCGCCCAGCCCUUUUUUCAGGGCACUUGGUCUUGGUUAUGGUUGUGGCUACCUCACUGUCCUUGACCGAAAACCAGGCAGCAGUUGAGCAGGAGUUAUGGGUAUCCAAGUGGGCUGUCCCCUUGUGCCGUCUUAGAACAAGGAUAGUGCAAAGUUGGCCAACAGCUGUUAGAGGUGCAAACGUGAUGGCCCCGAUGUGACUUGUGUGAUAGAGCCCCUUCCUGCCCAAGUCCUGCAACUGUAUUCAAGUAGUGGAGUGGAAGUCUGGUCUUCAGUCCCAAAGAACAUGAUCUUGGCCUCCUCCUUGGUAGACAUCCCUACCAACAAGGUAGAGGAGGGAGGGAUACUGCAGAGGAAGGACCCUAAAGUCUGUCUUAGUGUUGACCUUACUCUGUUCCAAACCCCCAUCUUGUCUGCCCCUGGAAAAGUAAUGAGGUGUGUGUGUCUCUGUCUGAUUUGUGGGUGCUUGUGUGUGUAUGCUUGGAAGGGAUGAAAAUUAUUGAGCCAAAUUUAUCCGGCCACCAACUUAGAGGACAGAAAACAUAGAGCAGGUUCCAUGCCCAGACCUGAAGGGCGCCUGCCUCCCAGAGGUUGCUGAGAACAAGGGAGCCAAGGGGGUUCAUUCAGGAGGAUUUUUGUGUUUUUUUUUUUGUUUGUUUGUUUGUUUGUUUUGUUUGUUUUCAUAUUGAUUCAACAGUGUACUGCUUAGAGUGUUUCUAAGCCAGGGCUUAUAAACCUGUAUUUUCUAAAGAGAAAUAACUCCCUUCCUGCUAAAGAAAGGAUCCUUAAGGGAGGUUUUGGAUUUCAUUGAGCACUACUCCACCCUGGGGGGGCCGACUUCAGGUAUAAUCAUGGAGACUGACCUGAGCACACACGCAGCUGUAGCUGUGGGUAGGAAUCUGAGAUGGCAGCCUCCAAGAAGUUCUUGCCUAGCACAUGAGGGCCAGGCAGCAACAGACUGUUGGCUAUGGCCUCUUCCAGUGUGUUGAGGGACAGUACAUCAUACCUCUUGGGUUGAAGUACUUCAGGGAAAAAGAAGGGAAGAUGUUGCGACCUUCAGCUCGACUCUGGCAGCACCUGAGAGCCUUGGGUGAGGUGUCUGAGGUGCUCACUGCCAUGUGUUGUAGCUUCAUGCUGUCCCUACAUCCGACGUGCCCUGGAGCCUGCACCUCAGUGCUGGAGCCACCGUGUGGUCCCGGCAUCUGUGCACAGAAAGCAGACCUUGGUGUGAGAGGGCUCUGCUGGGCUGGGCUUUGCCUGUCAUUCACCUCUGGGAAAGGACACAUUGAGAAAGAUACCCUCCCAAAAAUGCUCUGGAAGCGGAAUCCCUCCUUGCUACUUGAAGAUGAUCUAUUUGUGGGGAGAAGUAGAAGAGUGACCCAUGCUUCUUCAUGUGUGAAUGUAUGUACUGGGUUAGAGCAGGCCCUGCAGACCUCGGCUUCCUAACUGAGUGGAGAGAACUUUGGGAUGUAUGUACAGAUGGCCCUACCAGAACCACACUGCCAAGGCCUGGGUGUGAGAAGCUCAGGCUGGCAGUGGUUGAGGACAGACAGGCUCCGGGGUGAAGAGUAAUAGGACACCCAAGGGCCCAGGAACCACACUCCACCCCAGGGAAACCACAGACAGCUGCAAAGGCUCCUGAGCCUGACGCUGCACCUCCACUGGGGUGGCCUGUUAGCACUGGACAGAUGUCUCAGGUGUGUGUAGACGGGGAAAGGAAGAGAGGGCAGGUGCUCAGAGAUCAAAAUGUGAAUGUGGGGCUGGGUAGGAGAGUGGUACCAGUCCCUGGGUAGGCCCCUGUGCCAGCCCACAUCCCGCCCUUCCCAUUCAUCCCCAACAGCCACCUGUCAUCACUUAGCUACUGAUUGUGCUCCAUGGCUUGACCCAGAGGGUUAGAGGAACGGAGCUGCACCACAGUCAACCCUCCCCAGGUUCCUUCUGCCCCGCUGCGGCCCUGGGCUUUUAUCUUCAAUUCCCCUCCUGCCGUGCUCCUUUUUUUUUUUUUUUUUAAAUAUACUUAUUUUGCUAUGGGGGAGGGGACUAUCAAAUGAACAAGAUCACUUUUAAAUGGUAGUUUUUAUAAGAUGUUAUAAACUUGUAUCUUUUUACCAUUAAAGUGCAGUGUAUGUUCCUUCGUGAUAUAUUUAGGAUAUUUAAAUAAAAAGAAUGGCGCUUUUCUACAUUCCA